Messenger RNA from Malania oleifera, 1831 nucleotides. Its product is annotated as peroxisome biogenesis protein 12. Gene Ontology annotation, molecular function: ubiquitin-protein transferase activity; zinc ion binding; protein binding. The transcript is spliced from 10 exons. The record is from RefSeq and is a predicted model, not a curated record. Bases 175 to 1356 code for a protein of 393 amino acids. Gene Ontology annotation, cellular component: peroxisomal membrane; peroxisomal importomer complex. Lineage: Eukaryota; Viridiplantae; Streptophyta; Magnoliopsida; Santalales; Ximeniaceae. Gene Ontology annotation, biological process: protein monoubiquitination; protein import into peroxisome matrix.
GAACCGCCCAUGGCACCGGUCCGACCCAUCUGUCUUCAGACGAGUCAUUUGGCAUGAGAGUUCUCCUCCCCUAAUUUCCGAGACGAAAGCGUACAGUUCAUGUCUCUCAGACCGCCAUAGUUAUCAAGCUUUUCCAGACGCUUGGAUUUCGAAGAGAGAGAGAGAGAGAGAGAGAUGUUGUUUCAGGUGGGAGGGCAAGGGGCACGUCCCACCUUCUUCGAGAUGGCCGCAGCUCAACAGCUCCCAGCCAGUCUCAGAGCGGCUCUCACUUACUCCCUCGGCGUAUUGGCAUUAAGAAGAUCAUUCUUGCAUAGGGUGUUGGACUAUGAAGACGAAUUUUUUGCAUUGCUGAUGCUGGUUCUUGAAACUCAUAGCUUACGAACUACAGAUGCUUCUUUCUCUGAGUCUUUAUAUGGCUUGCGAAGGAGAGCUGUGAGGAUGAGAGUGAAGAGGGAUAAUAAUCGUCAACAUUCAGGAGAUAGUAUUCAUCAUUCUGGAUUAGAAAAGCACCAGAAAGUUCUCUCAGUUGUAUUUCUGGUUGUUUUGCCAUAUUUUAAGUCGAAAAUGCAUUUGAUCUAUAAAAAAGAAAGGGAAGCGAGGCUUCAAGCAAGUUUAUGGGGAGAUGUGGAUGAAAGAUUUGAUGAAGCCGAUUAUCUUGAUGGAAGAGAGAAUUCCACUGUCUGGGCAAGAGCUUUGGAUGCAGAAGCAUCAGCCAGAACAAGUUUAGCUGAGAGGGUUCAGAAAAUUAUAGGUGCUUGCUACCCAUGGUUGCAUGCUGGGAGUGAAGGGUUGUCAUUUGCUUAUCAGCUGUUGUAUCUGUUGGAUGCUACGGGAUUCUAUUCUUUAGGAUUACAUGUACUUGGGAUUCAUGUUUGUCGAGCUACGGGGCAAGAGCUGAUGGAUACUUCUUCUAGAAUUUCAAAGAUAAGAAGCCGUGAACGUGAGAGACUUCAUGGCCCUCCCUGGUUGAAGGCAUUACAAGGAGCAUUGCUCAGCUGUGCAUAUACAGUGCUUGACUAUGCGCAAACUGGUUUAAUUGCGGCAGUAUUCUUCUUCAAAAUGAUGGAGUGGUGGUACCAAUCUGCUGAGGAAAGAAUGUCGGCUCCGACUGUUUACCCCCCACCUCCUCCUCCUCCAGCCCCGAAGGUUGCUAAAGAGGGUGUUCCACUGCCACCGGAUAGAACAAUUUGCCCUUUGUGCUCACAGAAGCGUGCAAAUCCAUCCGUGGUUGAAGCUUCUGGGUUUGUCUUCUGCUAUGCUUGCGUAUUUAAGUAUGUUUCUCAGUAUAAGCGCUGCCCAGUUACGCUGAUGCCAGCAACUGUCGACCAGAUUAGGAGACUUUUUCAUGACAUAUAGAAAGCAUUGUUAGAGAUUGUAGUGGAUAAAGUAAUUUGCAAUUCUGAAGCUUGUGAGAGUUGAGUAAAAUGCACUUCAAAGAAGCUGGGGGGACGACAGAGGUAUCACAAACUGAACAGGAUCAUGUGGGGGCAUUUGCAUCCUUGAAUUAGUGCUUUUUAGUUCUUUAGAUGUUACCUUUUAUUUAUUUUUUGCCUUCAUCUCGAAGCACAUGGUGAACCGCUCUGUCAUUAGAUAUAGUUCUGCCAAAACAACAGUUGUAUACAUUGAGAAAUUGCUGUAAUGCUGUAUAAUUAUUUGAUUGUUGUACUCAAAUCAAAUACUUCAGGAUGAAAGAGCAGGUCAAGCUUUUGUUAAUGUUUAAGUAUAUGGAAAUCGAUAUUUCUGUAGUUGAUGUAAUAAAGAUCAGAUCAGCCUUCCUGAAAUUAUGUAAUCAACUCUGGGAUUUUUAAUGAGAGAAGGUUGCUUUAGUGCC